CUCGUAUCGGGUAGCGACAACUUUUCAAUUCCUCCGCAAUGUUAACUAGGUCCGAGGUUGCAGAGCACGCUUCACGGGAGAGCUGCUGGAUUGUGAUACGUGGCGAGGCUUACGAUGCAAGUACAUUUUUGGACGCGCACCCUGGUGGCGCCGGGAUAAUUCUCAAGUACGCUGGAAAGGAUGCGACAAAGGCAUUUGAACAAUUCCAUUCGCCUGAUGUUUUGCAGAAAAACCUCAAACCAGAAUAUCACCUGGGCCCGGCCGAGGGAGACUCAGCCCAGGAAGAUUCGAGCGAGGGUUUGACGCCAGUAGAGACGAAAAAAAGAUUAAGAUCCAUUAUCAACCUUGAGGACUUCGAAUAUGCGGCGAAAGAUCUCUUGCCUGCAAAGUCAUUUGCAUUCCUAAAAACCGGGGCCGACAGUGAAAAUACCGUGCGAUGGAAUAAGCGUAGCUGGCAGAUCGUCCGCUUUCGUCCUCGGGUUUUGCGACCCGUCGAAUCAAUUGACCUAUCGACGACUAUUUUCGGUACUCGGUUCUCUAUGCCGUUUUUUAUAUGUCCAGCGGGUGGGGGGAAAUUGGCUCAUCCGGAGGGAGAGGUACUACUGACCAAGGCGGCGGCGCAAACUGGUGUCCUUCACUGGGUGUGCAAUAUGGCUGGCUGCUCUAAGGAGGAAAUGGCGCGGGCUCGGAGCCCUUCUCAGACCACAUAUUGGCAAAUCUACGCUAUGCGGGACUUGGCUGUAACAGAAAAGGAGGUCAAACAGGCCGUCGCACUGGGAUACAAGGGCUUUGCCCUGACCGUUGACGCCAUACGGCCUGGAAAACGGGAACGAGAUAUGCGGUUGGGCUUAGACGAAAUCGAGCAGCUAACUAGGAAUUAUUUCCAGGACGAUGAUGAUGCUGAGAGGUUCGACAUUGGGCUAUCAAGACGCGCUCCCGUUACAACCACUUUCGAUUGGGUUCAGGCAAUAAAGUGGCUCCGGGGGCUCACUGACCUUCCCAUUGCCAUCAAAGGCAUUCAGUGCUGGGAGGACAGCGUGCUGUGCAUGGAGCACGGCGUCCAUCCCUGGCUCUCGAAUCAUGGCGGCCGGCAGCUAGACGGGGCACCCUCGGCAAUCGAUACUCUAAUUGAGAUGCGGAAACAUUGCCCCGAGGUGUUUGACAAGUGCGAGGUGAUCGUGGACGGAGGCGUGACAAGGGGGACAGACAUCGUGAAAGCCCUUGCACUUGGGGCAAAGGCCGUUGGUCUUGGUCGUGCGUUCCUUUACUCAUUGGUUCUCGGUCAAGAAGGUGUGCGCAGAGCAAUUCGAAUUCUCCAGAGCGAGGUCGAAACCACUUUAGCAUUAUUGGGAGUCACCUCCGUUGCGGAACUGAACGCAUCUUAUGUUGUAAGUGCAGCACCACAAGCCAGUUUGUAA
Aspergillus ochraceoroseus IBT 24754 is the source of this 1418-nucleotide messenger RNA. RefSeq names its product FMN-dependent alpha-hydroxy acid dehydrogenase. The record is from RefSeq and is a predicted model, not a curated record. Gene Ontology annotation, molecular function: oxidoreductase activity; heme binding. The coding region runs from base 39 to 1418 and encodes 459 amino acids. The transcript is spliced from 6 exons. NCBI's taxonomy places the organism in Eukaryota, Fungi, Ascomycota, Eurotiomycetes, Eurotiales, Aspergillaceae.